CACAGGAACCAUAACACUGAGCAGCAUUAGCUCCAACCUAGCAGUUAGCAGUCGUUCACUUUUAUUUAAUGUUAACAACAUUUGACCAAGGCUUCUGUUCCAUCUUCAUCCGGAUAUACCGAAGCAAAAAGAUUCGUAUCAACUAAGUGGAGAGAAGCGAAUCCUCAAGUAAUGGUAAUUUGACCGCAUGUCAGCAGGCUAGCAGGAGUUGUGUUUUUAGUUGUUUGUUUUGCUUGCUUCAGCUUUUAUCUUUAAAGUUGAUUAUCUGGUGUUUUCUUCCACCGUGGUGCCAUUCAUAUGAAUAUGUGUGUACUGCUGUGUAGACGUUAUUACGGGUGAUUCUACGCUAUAAUUUGUGACAUCGGAUACAACGCGAAGUAAAUAGGAAGUAAACACCACAGACUUCCAUAUGUUGUCACAUAAUUCAUUAUCCGCCUCGAGUAUCUCAGAAUCAUUGAAGAUGCAAUCAGGUUAAAAUUCCUCUCUGUGAUACUUUAAUUUAGACAAUCCGGAUGGCUGCUUUUGGCUUUACUCCCGCUAGUGGUCAGGAUGUUUUUAGCUUUGAAAUCAGGCCAUCUAGCUCUAAAAUAACCAGCAGCCCCCUGAGUGGAUCAGAGGCCAGGGUCUUCUAUGAAAACCUGACGAAAGAUGAUGAUAAGAAAGAGCUUGGAAAGAAAGAUGGGGAUGUCAAACAGAGAAAGAGAGGGUCCAGUCGGAGAGAGAGAAGGAGAUCCAGGACUGCAGAGAUGCAGCAGAGUCGGACUGGUCCUGACCCCCAUAGAGGACGGGCUGGUGAGAGUGAAGGCAGCUCUCGGGGGUCCUCCAUGCUGCAGGGGCUCAGGCUGCUGCGCUGUGCCCACGAGGGAGACAUACCUGGCCUGAAAGACCUCCUCUCUAAGGGGGUCGACAUCAACUUCCAGGACAGUUUCUUCUGGACUGCAGUGAUGUGUGCCAGCUGGUCGGGACAGAGGGCCGCGGUGAGGCUGCUGCUGCAGCACGGAGCUGCCUGGGUGGGAGUCGUCGAUACGCAAGGCAGAGAUGCUAAAGACCUGGCUCAAGAAGCUGGCCACAGUGAAGUACUGGAGGAGCUGUUGAACUAUGGAAAAAGGACACAAAGGAAGAAACCGUCUGAUAGCAGGGCGCUCCAGCCUCAGUGGUGCGAGGUUUGUCGUAGCGAGCACAGCGACAGCCUGACGUCGCAUCUCUCCUCCACUCUUCAUCAGUUCAGCCUCCGCCGUCCCCCGCCCACCCCGUACUACUGCCUCCCCCCGUCCAGCAACAGCUACAGGAUGAUGGUCCGUUCGGGCUGGAAUCCGGGGUCGGGACUGGGUCCAGAGGGUGAAGGGACCAAACAACCGGUUCCCACCGUCCUGAAGAGAGACCAGACAGGUCUGGGGUACGGACAGACCAAAAGAGCCAAAGUUACUCACUUCCAGGCCAGAGAUUGUGACGCUGUGAAGCAACCAUCCAGGGUAAAAGAGGAGCGAGUACACAGAGGAAAGAAGAAAGAAGAGAGUCAAAGAAAAGAGCAGAGGGAUAAGAAUUGGGAAAGAGAUUUCCGCACUUCCUUUUAUCUAUGACACUUGCUUACAGGGACUUUCCCACGUCGGACUCUUCCUAAUUUUUUUCUGAAACAGAUCAACUGCAAAAAUCUUAUAAACUGUUAAAACUGUGUGGGUGGUUGUAAACUACAUGAACUCUACCUCAGAGCUGAUGAUUGAAUGAAAUGUGCCUCUGUAACGACAUGGAUCACAACCAAAUCAAGAUUGCGUGAUAAAGCUCCGUAUUGACAACCAGUGAGUUUACUUUGACCCACUUCGUCUGUCAUAAAAGGACCAACUAUAGAUUUUUCGUGACUUGUUGCCUCAUUAACAUCAUAAAAAAAUAAACACUCUUGAUUCGAGUUUGAGAAAUAAUAGGAUGAGUACUGUGUGUACAAUGUUACUAUUUGGUAAUAAAGCUUUUUCACUCAAAGUUCCAGAAACCCCUUAC
Messenger RNA from Salarias fasciatus (jewelled blenny), 1992 nucleotides. It is a transcript of the gene gpank1, whose product is annotated as G patch domain and ankyrin repeats 1. The record is from RefSeq and is a predicted model, not a curated record. The transcript has 4 exons. Gene Ontology annotation, molecular function: protein binding; nucleic acid binding. Bases 513 to 1580 code for a protein of 355 amino acids. Lineage: Eukaryota; Metazoa; Chordata; Actinopteri; Blenniiformes; Blenniidae.